AUGGCGAUCCACGCGGCCUACAUCUUCAUCGCCGCCACGCUCAUCGCGCUCUACGUCGCUCGCCGCAUGAGAGAGCAGCAUGCUCGCCAAAAACUCGCUCGUGACCAGGGCUGCGAGCCGCUCACCACGGCCAUCAACAAAUUACCCUAUGGACUAGAUCGCAAGUGGCAGAUUGUGACGCACCGGGGCAACAUCCUCGACGACCUCAUCACCACCCGCUUCGCCGAACUCGGUUGCUACAUCUACACCGACAACCAAUGGGGCAGUCCGCCCAUCAUCUGCGCCGAGCCGGCCACCAUGAAGGCCGUCCUCAGCACCAAAUUCCGCGACUGGGACAUGGACAGCAACCGCUACCCGGCACUUGGUCCCUGGCUCGGCCGCGGCGUCCUCGUCAGCAGUCACCAGGGAAAGGGCAGCCUGUGGGCGACGGCGAGAGCGCUGCUCCGGCCCAUGUUUGCCAACACGGCCACGUACAAUCACGCUCUCAUUGAGCCGAGCGUGCAGGAAUUCCUGUCCAUCCUGGGUCACCUCAACCAAGCGGGCGCACCCGACAAGGACCUGCUGCCCUUCAUCCGCCGCCUGAACGUGGACAUCAUUACCACGGUCUUUUGCGGUGGCAGCAUCAAUGAGCAACAGUCUGGUCUUGCCAUUGCCGUCGGCGCGGAUGCAAAGCACAGAAAGCCCGUCCUCGAGGAAGCGUUUGACACCAUCGAGCCCAUCGCCGGCCUCCGGCUGCAAACAGGCAGCAUGUACUGGCUCUUUACCUCGAAGCCGUUCCGCGAUGGCUGUGAAACGUUUACGGGGCUAGCCGAUGGAUGGAUCAACCGGGCCCUGUCCAAGAGAGACGAAAAGCCCGACCUGUCCCAAGACGAGGGCGCCGCGGCCAGAGAAAAGAACUUUACGGAAGAACUCGUGUCCAGCACAGACGACCGCGAGCUGCUGCGCGACAUUCUCGUGCAGCUGCUCUUCGCCGGCAUCGAUACCUCGACGAGCAUGCUGUCCUUUGCGCUCGUGGAGCUCGGCCGCCAUCCGAGCGCGUGGGCACGAUUGCGGGCCGAGCUGGCGGCGCACAACAUGCUGAGCGGCGGCCCCGAGACCAUCACCGCGGCGCAGCUCAAAGAGUGCGCGUUCCUGCAAAACAUCAUCAAGGAGACGCUGCGACUGUACCCGCCCGUGCCCAUCAACUCGCGCGAGGCUAUCCGCGACACGGUGUUACCCUCGGGCGGCGGCGCUGACGGCAGCAAGCCCGUGUUCGUGCCCAAGGGGACGUCGCUCAAGUACAGCCCAUACGUGAUGCAUCGACGUGAGGACCUCUACGGGCCGGAUGCGCUGCUCUGGAAUCCCGAUCGGUGGAUUGGCCGCGCGCCCGGCUGGGACUAUCUCCCGUUCAACGGCGGGCCGCGUGUCUGCAUUGGCCAAAAAUUCGCUCUCAGCUCGAGCGCAUACGUGCUGGCACGGCUUGCGCAACAAUUCGACACGUGUACGGCCCUGCCCACUACAGGGCCUAUCGACUCCAAGCUCGGCGCGGUGCUUGUUCCCAAAGCUGGCGUGCCGGUUUCUCUAACAAAUUCCACAACUUAG
Cordyceps militaris CM01 is the source of this 1581-nucleotide messenger RNA. RefSeq names its product cytochrome P450 family protein, putative. The transcript is spliced from 2 exons. The coding region runs from base 1 to 1581 and encodes 526 amino acids. The record is from RefSeq and is a predicted model, not a curated record. Lineage: Eukaryota; Fungi; Ascomycota; Sordariomycetes; Hypocreales; Cordycipitaceae. Gene Ontology annotation, molecular function: oxidoreductase activity, acting on paired donors, with incorporation or reduction of molecular oxygen; iron ion binding; heme binding.